Asterias rubens (European starfish) is the source of this 5784-nucleotide messenger RNA. Its product is annotated as proteasome adapter and scaffold protein ECM29-like. The transcript is spliced from 47 exons. The coding region runs from base 13 to 5760 and encodes 1915 amino acids. Gene Ontology annotation, biological process: proteasome assembly. Lineage: Eukaryota; Metazoa; Echinodermata; Asteroidea; Forcipulatida; Asteriidae. Gene Ontology annotation, cellular component: nucleus; cytoplasm. The record is from RefSeq and is a predicted model, not a curated record. Gene Ontology annotation, molecular function: molecular adaptor activity.
UCAAUUUGCACGAUGGCUGCUCAAGAUGAACUUGAGCUGCUGGAGAGGGUGUUUCUUCGAGUAGGUUCAGCGGAGACUGAUGAGCAAUUGCAGAAUGUAACAUCACGAUUUUUACCUCCUGUGCUUCUCAAACUAUGUAGCAACCAGGAAGGAGUUCGAAAAAAGGUGUUGGAGCUAUUGGUCCAUAUUAAUAAGAGGCUUAAGAGUCGACCCAAGGUGCAGAUCCCUGUGGACGUUCUACUCCUGCAGUACCAAGACCCUGCCAAUGUCACGUUUGUUACAAACUUCACCAUACUGUACCUGAAAAUGGGCUACCCUAGGCUUUCAUUGGAGAAACAGGCCGAGUUGGCACCCUCUCUUAUUCAAUGCAUAGAAGGCAAACCGAUAUUGCAGCAAGAAUGUCUGCUGCAGAUGCUGAUCCCGACCCUGCCGCAUCUGAAACUCCCGAAGGACCCAGUUCAGAGAAAAGUGGUUUUUGGUCUAAGCGAGAAGCCUAUCACAGUACAAAUGCUACUGGAUUUCAUGCUGGACUACCUACUCUUACCAUACACGUUCAGUACAUCCAAGGCUGAGGAACGCCCCACUACUGCCACUGGAGGGCAGCAGACUGCCUCAUCAUCAUCGUCAAGACCUACAACUGCACCUGCAGGUGGGGCUGGUGCUGCUGCAGCCACAGCUUCGGGUUGGACAACACCACCGGGUUUGAGUGCCACUGCACUGAAAAGGGUAUUGGGAGAAGGGGUUCUGGAAGCAAGCACGAUUGAAGAGUGCAAAGUGGGUAUUGUUAACUUCCUUGCUGCUGAUGUGUUGUCUGAAGAAGACGUUGUGUGUCAUCUCAUCGUGGCCUGCUCAGAUACCAGAUACAGUGUUGCCACGGCUGCGGACAUUGAGCUCAGGAAGAUGCAAGGUGUUGUCAAUUGGAAUAAUAUAGCCAUCGUCAAUAAACUCUACAGCUUAUUCAAGGGAACUGUGGUGAUUAAAGGCCAGCCUGCCAUCAAGCAAGACGACCGUCGUCUACCGGUUAGCACCAGAGUUCGUCUCAAGAUCUUCCCAUUCUUCCUCAAGUCUAGGGAAGCAGCAGAGCAGUUUCCAGCUUGUAUCCAGGUUAUCUUUGACUGUCUCUACGGCAAUAACACCAAUGCUAAGCUGAAGACGUUUGCCGUUCAGUUCGUUCAUCAUCUCUGUGAUACGUGCAGCACAUCACGCAUGCAGCCUAUGGGCCCUAUUCUACUCUCCGGUAUGGGGAAACUCAUCUCCGAAGCUAAAGAUAGCGCCCAGUUACGAGGUCUGGCUUACGUUGCGGUUGGAAAAUUAUCAAGACGUCUACCACAGCUGUCAAACAAGUUUGACAUGGCACUUUUGCAACAGUUCUUUGACGCCUUGUCUACUGAAGAUGCGAAUAUUCGAAUGCAUGUGCAGGAGUCUCUCUCUAUGAUGGCGCAGGCAUUCAGGAACCUGGAAGGACCAAAUGUACAAAUCAUGCAGAGCCUCAUCAUGAGUAACAUUGAGAAGUCUGAACCCCAGGCUCGUCUUGUAGCUGUUCAGUAUGCGAGUAUAGUGUUUCCUGGCAACCACAUAGCAUCACGCUAUGCAUUGCUGCUAGCUUCUGGAGAUGAGAAGGAAGAUAUUCAGAACGAGGCAGUGAAAGGGCUGAGAAUACCUAGUGAGGAGUCUCUGAGGGAACAGUCAGAUGAUGCUAGUGAGGAACCUAUGAGUGGAGCUAGUAACAGUAAGGCACUAGUUCCUGCUUUCCCUGAGAUGGUACUCUACAUCAGUGAAAUGGCAUCCAAGAGAGUGAAAAGUUCCUCGCGUUAUGUAUCAGGGAACACCCACAUGCCCUUCAAGCCAUCUACGUUCAAUCAGGUGAUAUUGUACCUACGAUCUUGUUUGCUUUAUGAUGCCGGUAUACACGUCAAUCCAGAGGCACUCUUUGACCUCGGCCCCAAGGCGCCAAUGGCUAGUCGCCAUGUCAACCAGCUACUGAACCAAUCAGGAAUGAGCAUUGCGAGUCCAUUAUUGGUCUACAUCCGUCUCAUACAGGAGCUUCUUAACACGGUGGCAUCAUGUGAUGUCAUGAAAUGUCUCCUGGAAGUUGUUGCCAUAGCGACAGGAAGACUUGCCAAACAGUUUGAGGAUAAACUCACGUGGAUCAAGAACUUUGUGAAUGGUAACCGUGAGGAUCUUCGAACCAGUGCUGCCCAGCUGUAUGGUAUCGUGUGCGACGCUUGCAGUACAGAGACGCUGAUUGAAAACAUCAAGGAAUGCUCAAAAAUAGUCAAAGAUCAGUCCCAGGUCCAGUCGUUUGAAUACAAGCACGGCUGCUUGCUCGGAUUGGGAUUCAUCGUUGGUCGAUACUUGUCACGUGACAAGAGACAAGACGAAGCAAUGAUCACGGGCAGAGUAUCAGGGAAGAGCAAGGAUAAAGCAGUCGUACAACUCCACAUUGCCAUCGAAGAGGCUGUCAAAAUCAUUGCUUCCUCUUUAGAUAACACCAACCCUCUACUCAGCACUGCGGCUUGCAUUGCCAUCGGUGAGAUCACUCGCAAUGGUGCUCUCCCUCUUCCUGACGGUGAUACGGUCCAGCAGAGUGCUGCUGCGAAUGGGAUGGAUGAUACCAAAGAGGACAAGAAAGGGAAGUCUGCAAGCAAGGAUGGGCCAUUCACAAAGAGACUGGUCGUCCAAAAACUUGUGGAGAAGCUUCAGUCUUCCAAAGUGGCCACAAAAGUAAAAGAGCAAGCUGCUUCGUGUCUAGGUCAUCUUCCCAUUGGUGAGAGGGACUUCCCAUUCACCCAAGACGUCUUAGAAGGACUUCUUAAAUCAGCCAGUAUCAAAGAAGUAGAGCUUCACUUCAGUGUGGGUAACGCUCUCAGCCACGCUGCCCUAGGCCCGGCUUCCCCAGUGAGUCGAGACAUCUGGACUCAAGAGCAGAACAAUGGUACAGAGGCUGUGCAAUCUCCUGAGGGGGCAUCAGGAGAGAGACGUGAUUGGCUGGAGUGGUUACUGACCAGGAUCCUCCAGGAGGAAGUGACCAAUCAGAACCCCCACAGAAGACAGGCUGUUUGCAUCUGGCUGCUGUCUAUCGUCCAGCAAUGCGGCAGUUCGCUGGCGACACAGAAGAGGAUGCAGGACAUUCAGCAGGCGUUUGUCAACUUUCUGUCUGAACGAGAAGAACUGACUCAAGACGUUGCGUCUAAAGGUCUGAGCCUUGUAUAUGAGCAGAGUACACCAGAUCGGAGGACAGCGCUUGUAUCCGUCUUGGUAGAGGCACUCAUGACAGGAAAAAGAGCUAAACAGACAGUUACUGAAGACACAAAGCUGUUUUCUGAUGGAUCAUUAGGGAGCAAUCCAUCAGGUGGGAGUCUUUCGACAUACAAGGAGCUGUGCUCAUUGGCCAGUGAUCUCAACCAACCAGAUCUCAUCUAUAAAUUUAUGCAUUUAGCCAAUCACAACGCAAUGUGGAAUUCACGAAAGGGUGCUGCAUUUGGUUUCAGCUCAAUCGCUGCUCAUGCAGGGGACCAGUUAGCUCCCUAUUUACCUAAACUGGUACCCAGGCUCUAUAGGUAUCAGUACGAUCCGAGUGGUCCCGUUCGCCAAGCCAUGUCCAGCAUCUGGAGCGCACUAGUCAAAGACAAUAAGAAUGUGGUGGAUACGUAUCUGAAGGAGAUUGUGGAGGAUCUGUUGCAUCAUCUUACCCAUCAUGCCUGGAGGAAUAGAGAAUCAAGUUGUUUGGCGUUGAGUGAUUUACUACGCGGAAGGAAUGUUGACGGUAUCGUGGAUUUCAUGCCAGCAUUAUGGGAGAGUUGUCUCAAAGUAUUGGAUGAUAUCAAGGAAUCUGUUCGGAAGUCGGCAGAGGCUGCCUGUAGAUCACUCAGUAAGGUGUGCAUUAAGAUGUGUGAUCUACAAUACGGUAAGGUGGGAGAGCAAGCCUUGGCAUUGGUCUUACCGUGUUUACUGGAGCAUGGACUCCCAAGCAGGGUGGAGGAGGUUCGAAACAUUAGCCUGUAUACCUUGGUCCAAAUCAGCAAGAAGGCCGGCAGCAGGUUAAAACCCCAUAUGGCAGUACUGGUAACUGCACAGUUGGAGUCACUCAGCGGUCUGGAACACCAGGCUAUGAACUACAUGAGCCUACACGUCGGUCAGAACCAAGACAGUCAAGAAAAGUUGGAUAAUGCUCGGAUAGCUGUGAGUAAGAGUUCUCCAAUGAUGGAAAUGAUCAACAUGUGUGCGCAGUAUGUAGACUCUGAAGUCUUGGUGGAGUUGGUGCCCAGAGUGUGUGAUCUCAUCCGCAGUGGAAUCGGCAUGGGAACUAAGGCUGGUUGCGCUAACUUUCUUAUUCUUCUGAGUCAUCAAUGCCCUCUGGAUCUGGCACCCUUUGCAGGAAAGCUUCUUAGUGCACUUUUGACGGGUCUAAAUGAUAAGAGCUUGGCGGUCAGGAAAACAAACGCAGCAGCAAUCGGUCAUCUAAUUAAGGUUGCCAAAGACAGCAGUGUGGAGAAACUGAUAACAAAGUUGAAGAAUUGGUACACAGAAAAAGACGAUGAAGCGUUACACACGGCUUGUGGGUUGACGUUACAAGCUAUGUCCAGGCACAGUUCAGAUGCUUUUAAGAGACACAAUGCCCUCGCCAUGCCGUUGGUGUUCCUUGCGAUGCACGCCACGAAGGAAAAAGUGAGUGGACGAAAUGAGGAGAAAGAUUGUGUAUGGGAAGAGGUCUGGCUAGACUCCACUCCAGGGACUGAGGGUGGAAUCAAGUUAUACUUAGCGGAGAUCGUCACUCAGACCAAGGAAGCAUUGGGAUCCCAAUCCUGGCCUCGCAAAGCCCAGGCAGCCAGAGCAAUGAGCACCGUGGCUAAGAAGCUCGGCUCCAGGCUCCAACCGCCUCAUCUUGGCCGGUUACUGGCGGCCCUGGUCGCUGGACUCUCUGGCAGGACGUGGAAUGGAAAAGAUGAGCUGUUAAGAUCUAUUUCAACGGUCUGCACAUCAUGCAGGAAUGCUCUUGAGAGUCCCGAUGAUGCCUACCCGGAGCAGCCCACCAUUGAGACGGUUCUCACGGCAGUCUUCAGAGAGAGCAAGAAGGAGCGGAUUGAUUAUAAGAUCGUUGCUCUUCAAUGUCUCUCCUCCAUCUUACAGGCUCAUAACAUUGAUCGAUUCAAAGAUGUCACUGACAUCCUCUUCCCACUCUUAUCAAAGGAGAAGAAGGAUGACUCUGAUUCUGACGAUGAGAAUGAUCGAGAGAGACAAGACGCAAAACUCAAACUUCAGGAAUGUGCAUAUGAGAGUCUGGGUAAAGCGUGGCUGCGUGAACGACUAACCCAAGAUCUUUACCACCAAGAGUUCUGCCGUUACCUGUCGGAUGGAUUGCAGAACAGCACCUUUAAAGUCCAAGUAACCAUCCUCAAAUCUCUAGGUCUAUUCUUGGACAGGUUGAUGUUCCUAGUUCCUGAUAUCUCAGAUAUCGACUGCAAGUUUGUGUCCAGUAUCCUUCUAAGAAUCAUCCCCGAUCUAUGCAAAUGUUUAGGUAUCGUCAAGUACAUAGCAAUAAGAAGAGAAGCUUUAAAUAUACUGGAAAAACUUGUCACUAAACUAAAAGAAAUUAACCAAUUUGUUUUACUGAAUGAAGAGAUGUUAGAGACUCUACACGAUGCUCUGAUUGGAAUGUCGACAGACACUGAUCUAAGUCUAAAGGACCGAUCCAGACAACUCAGGAAACGCCUUGAGCAAUACUCCCAAGAAGAUGAAGAAGAGAACAGCAUGUCUUAAAGUGCUGUUAGUCGUUGGGUUUCA